AAUAAUACUGUUUCACAAUUUGUACAGAUAAACACAAGGACUGUUCUGGUGUAACUUUACAUCUGACACAUCAAAAGCAGCCUUUGAUUGCUGGAAUGUAUCUUAUGAUGUCUGUGAACACAGUCAUACCACCCGGCGAGAAAAUGGUUGAUGCAGACAUUUCCUGCCAUUACAAAAGGUUUCCGAUGCACCUUUUUGCCUACAGGGUUCAUACACACAGACUAGGUAAAGUAGUGAGUGGAUACAGAGUGAGAAAUGGUCAGUGGACAUUGAUUGGUAGACAGAGUCCACAACUACCACAGGCAUUCUACCCCGUGGAAUAUCCAGUAGACAUUAGCUAUGAUGAUAUCCUAGCAGCCAGAUGUGUGUUCAGUGGGGAAGGCAGAACUACAGAGACACAUAUAGGGGGUACUGCCAAUGAUGAAAUGUGUAACUUUUACAUUAUGUACUAUAUGGAAGCCAAGCAUGCUGUCUCUUAUAUGACCUGCACACAGAAUGCAAACCCUGAAAUGUUCAGAAAUAUUCCACCAGAGGCAAAUAUUCCUAUUCCAGUCAAGUCUGAUGUGCUGAGGAUGAUGCAUGGACAUCAUGAAGAAACAAAGGAUAGCGAUCCAAGUUAUCUGCUGCAGCAAGCCAAAAAAGAAGAGGCAGAGAUUUUGGAUCAGGGUGGUUUGUAUUCACUCCUUUCUAAGCUUCUAGCAGAAAGGGAAGAUGUUGUGCAUGUGCAUAAGCACAAGCCUACAGAAAAGGUAGAAUCAGAUCUUGUAGCAGAGAUUGCUAAUGUAGUCCAAAAGAAAGAUCUUGCCAGAGAGAUCGCAAAUCAUGAUGAAAGGGACAAUACUAUUCUUGUCAGAGACAGAAUUCACAAAUUUCACAGACUACAGUCCACCUUGAGGCCACCAGAGAACAGACAUUUCUCUUUACAACAGUCUAAACAUGGUGAUGGAAGCUGGGAAAAAGAACAUAAAGGAGAUUUCCACAUAGAGGAGGCUGUGGAGUGGCCUGGAUUAGAGCUCAAUCUAGGCCAAGUUUCUGGGUUGUCUCUGGACCCUGAAAAUAACCUGGUUGUCUUCCACAGAGGUGAUCGUGUUUGGGAUGAAAAUUCUUUUGACAGCAAGUUUGUUUAUCAGCAAAGAGGACUUGGACCAAUUGAUCAGAACACAAUUAUUGUCAUGAAUCCAAGUAAUGCAAAACUGCUUCAUUCCASCGGCAAAAAUCUAUUUUAUUUACCGCAUGGUUUGAGUGUGGAUAAAAAUGGUAACUUCUGGGUCACAGAUGUAGCUCUUCAUCAGAGAUAUCUCCCACUAUCCCAGGUACUCAGAGCACCAUUCAACCUGGCCUUGCAGACAUGGGGCAGCCACAGCUUCUCUGGGCAGCCUGACCAGUGGAUCACUACCUUCACAGUUUUCAAACUGGGAGCCAGUGACAAAAAGCCAUUAUUGACCUUAGGAGUGGCUUUGCAACCAGGCAGUGACAGAAAUCAUUUCUGUCAACCAACUGAUGUGGCUGUGGACCCAAUCACUGGCAGCAUUUAUGUCUCUGAUGGCUACUGCAACAGUCGGAUUAUUCAGUUCUCUCCAAAAGGACUGUACGUGAUGCAGUGGGGAGAAGAGACUUCUCUAGGCAGAGCCAGGCCUGGACAGUUUCAUAUCCCUCACAGUUUAACCUUGAUUCCUGAGUCAAGUCAACUGUGCGUUGCAGACAGAGAAAACGGUCGAAUUCAGUGCUUCAGAUUAGAGACUGGGGAAUUCACAAGAGAGAUCAAACACAACGCAUUUGGAAGAGAGUUGUUUGCACUUGCAUAUGUUCCAGCAUCUUCAGCUUCAUUGGAACGUUUUUGAGACACYGAGAGAAAAAGAACACUCAGUACUCAAGAUGUGGGCAUGCUAAGUUUUUGCACAGUGGCAGAACUAUCCCCUCCAUUCUUAAUUCUCCUCCUCAUCAUGAAACAUUCUUUUGAAAUUUUGCCUGACACUGUACAUGGAGCCAGAGAUCUCAGGAAUCUUUCAUUGAUGGCUUGGAGAUGCUCUCCUUAGCUGUAGCUGCCAGUUCCAAGUUCAAACGUCACAGAGGCAUGAUCUAGAUUAUUUGUUAGAUGAAGCAUCACUUCACAUUUGUCUUUGCAGAAGCUCUUCUGCCAUCUGUUUCACAACUCGCUUAUUCUUACAUAAAGACUGGACUUCCUCAGUAUAAUCAAGCUUUUGACUUCCCCAUUUCUCCAGAACUCAGUUACCUUCCUCACACUGCUAGAUGGCAUUGGUCAUCCCAUUUUUCAGCCACUGAUGAAAGCUAUUAAAUAAAAUUUCUGACUCUGAUCACUUCAAGAUCAUACUAAUCAUACCUCUCUGUCCUGAAGUGUUAUAACCUCUCCCCAUAAGCUCUGAUCUUGACCUCCUGUUCAUUAGUGGAUCUUUCAUUCACCACUGUGAUAAUGCACAUUCAGUAACCUGUGAUGCACAAACCACUUGUCAGGGGUUUUCUGAAAGUGCAAGUAUCUCUAUAGAAUCUGCUUUAUCUGUCUGCUUUUUUCUCCCUGUUCAGAGCUGAGGCACAACGCUUAGAGAAGCCAUACCAACUUGUUCUGACAGGCCACACUUACCCAUGUCUUAUUCUUCAUUAUGGAUUCUACCAUCUUACUGGAGAUGGCAGCCAGAAUUGAUAAAGAGGGUUUGCAAGCAUCCUUUUGAGUCCUUCCUGUAGGGGGGCACUGCUUCCGCAUUCUACUCAUCUUCUGGAGGAGUGGCUGCUCGCAGUGCUGUGUUACUUAACUGGGCCUGAGGACUGUGAUUUCAGAUUUUGCUUCCUUCUGAAUUUAAGUGAAUGCCAUAGCUUCUGAAUUUAAGUGCAUGUCAUCUAUGCACCUCAUAAAAUUUUAACUACCAGCUUGCCUUAUAUUUUGUGCUUCCAGUUGAGCUCUUUGUAGUAAAGAAAAAAUUGAGUGUCAUAAUCUUCCCAACUUUUAAACAAAAAAACUGGCAAAACCAGUUUCUUUACAAUAGGCCCCUAAUCCCUGAGUCUCCCUUUCACACCUUUUCCUUUUGUGGUCCCACUUAUUCCCCAGCUGGCUUUCUGCUUUUGAUGCAUUGAAAGAACUUUCUGCUAUGAGGUCAACCAUCCUUAGCAAAGCAUUCUUCAGGUUAUUGUUUUUUUAACACUUUUACAUUCUUUUUACACUUAAAGAAUCUGUAAAAUACUGCCUUGCUGAUUCUCCUCAUUUUGACUAAGUGUGUCUCUUAAAUGCCAAAGUUUCAACUC
Molecule: messenger RNA, 3255 nt
Organism: Malurus melanocephalus (red-backed fairy wren)
Lineage: Eukaryota; Metazoa; Chordata; Aves; Passeriformes; Maluridae
Product: peptidyl-glycine alpha-amidating monooxygenase-like
Exons: 15
Coding region: 96-1841 (581 amino acids)
Cellular component (GO): extracellular region
Molecular function (GO): peptidylglycine monooxygenase activity; protein binding
Source: RefSeq, a predicted model, not a curated record